Molecule: messenger RNA, 835 nt
Organism: Populus nigra (black poplar)
Lineage: Eukaryota; Viridiplantae; Streptophyta; Magnoliopsida; Malpighiales; Salicaceae
Product: protein DMP4-like
Exons: 1
Coding region: 71-772 (233 amino acids)
Biological process (GO): endomembrane system organization
Source: RefSeq, a predicted model, not a curated record
UCUUGCAAGGGAAGCUCAACUGCCCUUCCCUCCCUUGACAUCCACUCAAAUCUUCUCUUUUAAAACUGCAAUGCCUCGCAGCCUGUUCAUACAAGCCAAAAGAAUUUAUUGCAGAAGAGAAAAGGAAUUGCUAGCAAUGGAGAUUAAGGUAGACUCUCAUCAUGAUUCAUUGAAUGCCGGUGAAGAAAAACUCCCUCUCCUGAAGGGAGUGGCCAUGCCAAAUGAGGAUAAGAACUUGGUGCAGAAAGCGAUUAGUCAGACAUUCAAGAGCACAGCCCACCUGGCCAAUCUUUUACCUACUGGAACAGUUCUUGCUUUCCAGCUUUUAUCGCCCAUAUUUUCGAAUCAGGGAAACUGUGACUCGGUUACUAGGUCCAUGACUGCAGGACUUGUUGUCCUCUGUGGGUUGUCUUGUUUCCUGUCAAGCUUCUCCGAUAGCUUUAGGGACAAGAAAGGAAAUGUGUGUUAUGGGCUUGCGACAUUCCGAGGCUUGUGGGUCAUUGAUGGGUCGGCAACCAUUCCACCAGAAGUUGCUGCAAAUUACCGGCUGCGGUUUAUAGAUUUCAUGCAUGCCCUCAUGUCGAUACUAGUAUUCGCAGCUAUUGCCUUGUUUGAUCAGAAUGUGGUAGAUUGCUUCUAUCCAUCACCAUCGACCAAGGCUCAGGAGGUCCUCACAGCAUUGCCUGUCGGGAUCGGUGCGCUUUGUAGUAUGCUGUUCAUUGUUUUUCCCACCAAUCGCCAUGGAAUUGGCUUCCCCCUAUCUGUUAACUAACACUUGAUAUACCAGUAAAAAUAUUCUUCUCCCAAAUUUAAUAACGCUGCUAAUUCAUUUGCA